Molecule: messenger RNA, 2976 nt
Organism: Xenopus tropicalis (tropical clawed frog)
Lineage: Eukaryota; Metazoa; Chordata; Amphibia; Anura; Pipidae
Product: oocyte zinc finger protein XlCOF6-like
Exons: 5
Coding region: 210-2873 (887 amino acids)
Biological process (GO): regulation of DNA-templated transcription
Cellular component (GO): nucleus
Source: RefSeq, a predicted model, not a curated record
UGCCGCUGGCUCAGAAGGAGGCGUGGAACGCAAGAAUUUUACAGGCGAUUUUGACAGGGGCUCCCGGCAGUACUAUGGCGCACCAUUGGAAAGAGGCGUGGAACGCACAAUGAGGAAGUGGGAAGCGGCCGAUAGAGAUUUUCGGGUGGUCCUGCAGGCAGUCACACGGGGCCCCGGGAGUCAGAGAGAAGCCGCCAGACACAGGGAGAAUGAUGGGAAAGAAAGAUCCGCUGAGCGACAGAAUUCUUACUCUCACCCUGGAGAUUAUCCGCCUGCUGACUGGAGAGGACUGCGUUGUUAUGAAGAAGUCAGGUGACACCACCCCCCCACAGAGCUGCGCUGACUGUACAUUGGGAGGAGCCUGCAGGCACCAUGUAACCCCAACUGUGGGGGCCCUUCCUGCCCCUGGCUCCGCCCUACAGAAGGAAAAUUCCGAGAAGAUCCUGGAACUCAUCUCCAACAUCAUCCACCUGCUGACUGGAGAGGUUGCCAUAAGGUGUGAGGAUGUGGCCGUCUAUUUCUCCAUGGAGGAGUGGGAGUACAUUAGAGAGAACGAGGCUCUUUAUACAGGAGAAAGCAAAGAGAAUGUCCAGCAGCGCCCCCCGCUGGGCUGUACGAAUGAAGCUUCCGAUGAGAUUAAAGCUGCACCAGAAGCAGAAUUGCCCCCCAGUAACAACCCUGGACUCUGCACGGAUGGGAAUAUCACAAACACAGACAUCUCCAUGCAUCCUGCCCCCACAGAGCCGUCACCAUUGUAUGAUGAGAGGAGCCAAUCAGAUCUCAGCAUAAGUGAGCUUAGGGAACAGAGACAGGUCAUGCCUGCGGAGGGAUGCAGUAGGAAUAAGGACUUGCCGGGUAACAGUACCCCCAGUAGUAUUAAAGAGGAGUAUUCUCUGCGUGGGGCAGAAGCACAUUGUGAUGAUAGAGUUGAGGCACUUACAGAACAGGUAGGUCGGCCUUAUACCCCAUCUCCUGCCAUGGGCUGCAGCCUAGAUAAUGAUACAGCCAAUAGCAUCAAACAGGAGACUGACUCUUGGGACAUAGAAAGCCAAUCGGAUUGCGGCAGUGAAGCGCUUACAGGGACGGAUACAUCUAGUUACGGCCUGGGCCACAGCCAGAGUAACUCCGACACCUUGUUAUCCUCGCCUGGUGUUAGAGACAAGGCGGUGUCUUGCAAAGGGGCAAAGCAGUCACAUUCGACCGUCAGUAAACGUACAGGACUGAUACACGGAAUAGAUACGUCUUCCGACACCUUGGCAUCGCUUUAUACAGAGGAAGGAAACCAAUCAGAUUGCAGCACUAAUGCCCACACAGAGCCGACCACAGGGACCGACCCUUCUGCCUGUGUCGGGGGCUGCAGUGUGAAUACUGGGCUGCCGGAAUAUACGAUAAAUACAUCCGCAUAUGCUUCUCACCCAGGGACUGAUGCCUCGCCAGGUAAGUACACCUUUGAUGGGUACCAGAAACCCUUUAUAGACACCAGGAACCAAAACACGGAGGAGAAACUCUAUGUUUGCCAUGAAUGUGGCAAAUCCUUUUCCCAUAACUACCUCCUUGUGAGGCACCAGAGGAACCACAGCGGGGAGAAACCCUUUUCUUGCCUGGAAUGUGGGAAAAGCUUUACCCACAAUUACCUCCUUAUGCGGCAUCAGAGGUACCACACUGGCGAGAGGCCCUUCUCCUGCUCCGAGUGCGGCAAAUGCUUCACGCAAGUGUCGCAGCUUAAUUACCAUCAGAAAAGCCACACGGGGGAGAAACCGUUCACUUGUUCCAAAUGCGGGAAAUGCUUUGCGUAUCGCUCAUACCUGAUCAUACAUCAUCGGGUUCAUACGGGGGAGAAACCAUUCACCUGCACCGAAUGCGGGAAGUGUUUUACCCACAAUUACCUUCUGGUCCGGCAUCGAAAGAAUCACUCCCAAGAGAAAGCGUUCGCUUGUUCCGACUGCGGGAAGUCUUACACGCACCCGUCACAGCUCGCCAAUCACCAGCGGAACCAUGCGAGGGAGAAACCCUACACUUGCACUGAAUGCGGGAAGUGCUUCUCCCAUAACUACCUUCUGCUCAGGCAUCAGAAGAACCAUUCAGGGGAGAAACCGUUUGCUUGUUCCAAAUGCGACAGAUGUUUUGCACAAAUGUCCCAGCUGAAUUAUCACCUGAAAGGCCACACCGGGGAGAAACCGUUUCCUUGCCCCAAGUGCGGCAAGCGAUUCGCGUACCAUUCCCAGCUCCUUAUACACGACCGGACUCACACCGGGGAGAGGCCGUACAAGUGCAUGGAAUGCGGCAAGUGCUUUACGAGUCGCUCGCACCUUAACGUGCACCUUCAGUUUCACACUGGGGAGAAGCCGUUCCCGUGUACGGAAUGUGGGAAGCGUUUCACGCGCCGCUCGCACCUCAGUCUACACUACAGGUUCCACGGCGGGGAGGGAGGCUACUCGUGCUCCAUCUGCGGGAAGUCUUUCUCGCUCCACUCGCAGCUCAAUGAGCAUCUGCAGCUUCACGCGGGGGCGGCGCUGUUUAAAUGCUCCGAGUGCGAUAUCUAUUUCAAAAGCCGCUCGGUGCUGCUGGAGCACUACAGGUUCCACACGGGGGAGAAGAUGUUUUAUUGCUCCGAGUGCGACAAGUGUUUCCCGAGCCGCUCGCAGCUGAUCGUACACUACAGGGUGCACAUGGGCCCAAACAUCCUCGCUUGUCCCGAAUGCGACGAAGGCUUCGAGCGCCACUCUCAGCUCAUAGAGCAUCUCAGGACUCACACGGGGGAUAAGCCCUUCUCCUGCUCCGAGUGUGGCAAAUGCUUCGGCUUCCAGAGAAACCUCAAUGCCCAUGUUAGGGUUCACUCCGACCAGGAGGCGGCUGGCGGGGGUGUUUGUUGACCUGAAGGAUUUAUGGGAAAAGUUGGUAUAAAUACGGACACUGAUCUGACAUGUUCCCUCCGUAUUAAAGCAGUUGUUUUAUAAUAAACUCGCAGCAACGAUC